This is a messenger RNA of Acanthocheilonema viteae, 735 nucleotides long. Lineage: Eukaryota; Metazoa; Nematoda; Chromadorea; Rhabditida; Onchocercidae. The record is from the annotation of a GenBank genome assembly.
AUGAUAUCGGAAUCGUUGUACAUAGAAAUGAUGAAGAAUUGCUCGAAAUGGAAUAGCCGGGUAGAAACCGAACGGAAGGGUCGAUACACGGUGUUAGAUCCUCAGACUGGUAUAGCGCAACAUCCAUCACAUCAUGCCAUUUAUGAACUAUCAAACCGAUAUCCACCAUUGAAUCCUUCCCAGUAUUGCACAUACGGUAGCAGGCGUUGGAAAAAACGAAAAUCAGCGCCAACAUCGGAUGCAACCGAAAUGAAAUAUAUAUUAGAAUGUAAUCCAGCAAUUAGUGAUGUGAUAAAUCAAGCCAGUUCAGCCGGCCAAGAUCCAACUGAUUUUCAGUCGCUAACAGCUAUGGCGAAUUCGACAUUGGAAAAUCAUUUUACUGAAAAAAGGAAAGUCUAUAACAUGAAGGAAUCGGGAGUAGAUAUGGAAGUGGAAGAAGCAAGUGAAGAAGAUCCUGGCGAAGCUUCAGAUGAAGAAGAAUGGUCAGAUGGGAGGAAAAAACGGAAAAGGAGAGGUGCUCCAGGUGGAAGUCGUGGCGGGCGCAAAAAUGCUACAAGUUUAUCAGUCAAUAUACCGCUUACUCAAGGAUUCACGCCGGACCCCAAACCCUUUUCGUGUAAUUUAUGCGGUGCCAAAUAUAAAAGUCGUCCGGGUUUGAAUUAUCACCGAGCUCAUGUGCAUGCAGAUAAUGUCAGUCCAUCAACAACGCCCCAACCAGCACAUCGUAUUGAUUGA